AACUUAAUAUUAUAUAAAAAACAAUGCAGUAGCUAAACGCAGCCGUCGGGCUCGGCUAUUAUUCGGAGGCUUUUUAAAAGCACCAAUAGGAGCGCUCCACAUAAUCUGUAUCGCGGCCAAUUGGAAGCAUUUAAAUCUAAACCUUUUUGUACUGAUCAAGUCAAAUAUUGCAAAUCACUCUUGCAUCAUCCUCCAUACUUUCAACACCUACUUUCUACAUUGAACCGUUUUGGCAAGAACCCUUGUAAACCAGUACCUUUGGGAAGAUUAUACUUCACUUCAUUAUAAAUCGAAGUUUUAUUUAAGUCGUCGAGGCCCUGACCUGCACGGCGGCUACAUAUGGUCCUUCGCAGCCUUCAAGACAAGGGCAGACUUGACCAACAACGGGUUCAUCGUGGAAGUGGACUUUGACCAAUCUUCGCAACCGUCUUCGUUGUCUUCAGUUUCUUCGGCUUAGGAAGAACACGCAACAGACGUUGAAAACGAGGGGUCCCAGCGUUUACCGGCAUAAGGAAAGCGUUCGUUGGACUUCCACCACAUCAAGACAUCAAGGACUUCAGUUCCAGUACAUUGCAUCACCUGAAUACGUAGGACUAGACAGAGUGAGUUCGUUCCAAUUUCCUUCAAUUUCCCUUCUAUACCUAUUUUUCUUGGAAUUAAGAAUAGCUCUAUACGUGUCAGGCACAAAUAAUUCAUUUUCAUACAAAAUCAUAAUUCAUCGCAAUAAAAUAGCUUAACUUAAUAUCAUCUUUGUUAUAAAAAUCCUACUACAUAUUAAAAAGCCGUCUCCAUCGCUUAUUAUCUUCGCCUCAGUAACAUAAUUUUUUUGCUAAAUCAUCACAUUUCGCGCGCAGCUGCUUAUCUACUCCGCUUCUUUGUUCUCGUCAGUUGCAUUUUAACUCGUUAGUGUUCACACUUCUCUUACGCAUAGGUAAUUGCAUUUUUAAAUUUACGUAUAAUUCAAAAUGGCGGACACGUUAAAGGAGUUAGUAAAGAAACGUGGCAGCUUAAAAGCUAAAUUAACUUUGUUUAACACUUACAUUAAUGUGGCUAAAACGUGUGAAAAAUUAAAUGGAGAUUGAAGCGUUAACUGAGAAACCCGACGAGGCAUAUGCGGAGCGGGAGCAGUUUGAAAGCCAGUUCUUUAUGUUGGUCUCGACUGCUCGACUUCUUUUGAGUCCUACGGUGCAGUCGAGCGGCGGUCGGGCCGGAUCCGAGUCCGCGGCUUCCACGUCAUGCGGCGGCGGCCGGCAUGACUUCGUUCGUCUGCCCAAGAUUGAUCUGCCUCACUUCGAUGGGAAUUAUCAGCAUUGGCUCGGCUUUAGAGAUACGUAUAUUUCCCUUAUUCAUAAUAAUCCCGCUAUCAACGACAUAAGCAAAUUUCACUAUCUUCGUGCAUCUUUGAAAAGCAGUGCCGCCCUUGUGAUUCAAAGUCUUGAUUUUAGCAGUGAUAACUAUCAUAAAGCGUGGCAAUUAGUUUCGGAGCGGUAUGAUAACCCGCGCCUUUUAAUUAAUAAUCACAUCCAGGCCUUGUUUAACCUUGAACCUAUGCAACAUGAAUCGAGCUCUUUGUUACGUAACAUGGUGGACGUAACUAAUAAAAAUUUGCGUGCGCUUGGCACCUUAGGGGAGCCUACCGACCAUUGGGACACCUUAGUUAUCUACAUAAUGUCUAAGAAGUUAGAUCUAGUAACUAAGCGUGAGUGGGAGGAGCACAGAAACCUUUUAACAGGUUCGCCGACGUUGCAGCAAUAUAUUACAUUUUUAAACAACAGGGCCGACUUACUUGAAUCUCUUGGCGAUAAUUACGUCAAUAAUAUUGGUCAAAAAACAUCUAAACAUAAAUUUCAAUUGCAUUCACAAAGCGAGCCACAAAAGACGCAUAAUUAUCUUACAACUACUAAUAAUAAUUCUUAUCGCAAACCUAUUGUUUGCCCUUAUUGUAAGCAUGACCAUUUCUUAUUUACAUGCGAAUCCUUUCGUAAAUUAGAUGUUGAUAAUCGAAUAAAAAAUGUAAACGGUUACUCAGUAUGUAAGAACUGUCUUCGCCCGGGACACUUAGAAAAACAAUGUGUGUUAUCUCAUUGUAAAUAUUGCAAACUUAAGCAUAACACUCUUUUGCAUAAACAUGUUGACAAAGCAUCUUCUAGCAGUGACGUUCCGGUGCCAGAUGUUCACUUUAACGGCAAUAUACAAACAAAAGUGUUUACCCCUACUGAGACUUCCGGACUACUGUCCACAGCGUUGGUGCACGUGAGUGACGCGAACGGAGUGCUACGUGAGGCGCGUCUGCUUCUGGACAACGGUGCUUCCUCCAACUUCGUGACGCGAGAUCUGUGCGGACGGCUUGGGGUAGCGACACGCAGCGCGGGAGCUACGAUCACAGGUAUCAAUGAGCAGCUUUCACAUUGUCCGGAGUCUUGCAAUAUUACAAUUCAGUCACUCAAUAGUAACUAUACGACGACCGUAAACUGUUACGUUGCCGAAGUAAUAAAUAAAUCUCUGCCGCCAUGUCGCAUAGAUCUUACCAAUAUACGUAUUCCUGCCGGCAUCACAUUGGCAGACCCAUCAUUUUAUGAGCCUUCCGCUAUUGAUAUUUUGGUCGGGGCGGAAGUAUUUUGGGACGUCUUAGGUUCCGCGAAUAUAAAAUUAGGUAAAAAUAAACCUCAAUUACGUGAAACAUCGUUAGGUUGGAUCGUGUGCGGUUCCAUACCUGCCUACAAUACAAACAUAAACGAAUCUUAUUUUUGUUCGUUCCUCACACAUAAUGAGGAAACUAAUCUUACUCGAUUUUGCGAAUUAGACUCGGUGUCUUCUAAACAUCGCAUGUCUCAAGAAGAGCAAGCGUGCGAAAAAAGUUUCUUAGAUAAUACCACUCACGAUCAAGAUGGCCGCUUUGUUGUGACGUUACCUUUAAAAGAGUCACCGGAUGUACUUGGCGACUCAUAUCAUAUGGCCAAGCGCCGUUUCUUGGCAUUGGAGAAACGGCUCGCACGCGAUCCUGUCUUAAAAAACUUAUAUUUUGAUUUUAUUCGCGAAUACAUCGACUUAGGCCACAUGAGCGAAAAUCAAUCAUCAUCAUCAUCAUCAUUUGAGCCACCAGAAAAAAUAUUUUGUGGCGCGUUGCUUAGUGCAAGACUCUGGGCAAAGGUCAUUUCGUCACUGACCGUGAAGGUUGAUCAUAGUUACUUUUGGUCUGACUCUAUGAUCAUGCUGGGCUGGCUCGCAGGGCCGUCUAAUCGACUGAAACCGUUCGUUCGCAACCGUGUGAAUGAGAUUCAAGAGAGCACUCGUGGACAAACAUGGAGCUAUGUACCCUCAAAGCUGAACCCGGCAGAUCUAGUGUCACGAGGAAUUGAAGGCUGAUGACCUCAGCAUCUCCACACUAUGGUGGACAGGUCCAGAUUUUUUGCAUCAUUCCAUUAUUCAAUUUUCUAUGACACCUAAUACAAACGCAGAUAAUCUGCCAAAAGUGUCAUUGCAUACAAACGCACAGGCAAACAUAAACGAAAAUGAAAAUCUUAUAACUAAACUUAUCACUAAUAAUUCAAAACUUACAAAACUAAUACGAAUCGUAGCAUAUAUUUACAGAUUUAUACAUAAUUGCAAAAAUAAAAAUAAUAAAAGCACAUCAAAUUUAACAUAUACAGAAAUAAAAUCAAGUAAAACUAAACUUCUACAACUCGCACAGCAGGAAUCAUAUCCUGAAGAUUACAAACUCUUAUCUUUGGGCAAGCCCUUACAGUCGAAAAGUAGACUGCUUUCGUUAACACCCUUCUUAGACGAUCAGAAAUUAAUACGUGUCGGUGGUCGUCUUAAUAAUGCUUAUUAUAGUUACGACAUUAAGCAUCCAAUCUUAUUGUGUAGCAGGCAUCACCUUACCAAACUGCUCUUUGACAUGCAACAUAUGGCAUUAUUGCACGCCCCACCUCAGCUGUUGCUAGCAAGCGUUCGGCAAAAAUACUACCCACUGGUGGAAGAAACCUGGCGCGCCACUUAGUGUAUAAAUGCGUUCGCUGCAUCAGGUUCAAGGCUAGACCUUUUCAAGUGUCAAUGGGCAACUUGCCUAUCGAUAGGACACAGUUGGAAUAUCCCUUUUUGCACACGGGAAUGGAUUUUGCCGGACCAGUGCUGAAAGCUGACCGUAAGGGUAGGGGUAGCAAAACAAUUAAAUCAUAUAUAUUGGUAUUUGUUUGUCUUGCAGUCAAGGCUCUUCACUUGGAACUUGUCACAAGUCUAACGACAGAGUCGUUCCUUGCUGCUCUCCGCCGCUUCAUGAGUCGUCGGGGAAAGCCUCAAACUCUUUAUUGUGACAACGGAACUUCGUUUGUCGGGGCAUCAAACGAACUUAGUAACUUUUUAAAACAUAAUCACGAUAAGCUGCAGUCAGGUAUGGCAGAAAACCUUAUUAACUUUAAAUUUAGCCCGGCUUACUCACCACACUUCGGCGGACUUUGGGAAGCCGCAGUAAAGUCAACCAAAUAUCAUCUCAAACGCAUUUUAUCUCUUACACAUUUAACGUAUGAAGAAUUAAAUUGUUGCCUGAUUCAGA
This is a messenger RNA of Cydia pomonella (codling moth), 4552 nucleotides long. RefSeq lists its product as uncharacterized. The record is from RefSeq and is a predicted model, not a curated record. NCBI's taxonomy places the organism in Eukaryota, Metazoa, Arthropoda, Insecta, Lepidoptera, Tortricidae. The transcript is spliced from 2 exons. The coding region runs from base 1072 to 3366 and encodes 764 amino acids.